Messenger RNA from Guillardia theta CCMP2712, 924 nucleotides. RefSeq lists its product as hypothetical. Gene Ontology annotation, molecular function: ABC-type transporter activity; ATP binding; ATP hydrolysis activity. NCBI's taxonomy places the organism in Eukaryota, Cryptophyceae, Pyrenomonadales, Geminigeraceae. The record is from RefSeq and is a predicted model, not a curated record. The transcript has 11 exons. Bases 1 to 924 code for a protein of 307 amino acids.
AUGUCCCAACACGAAAACUUCAUUGCCGACACCCUCCUCAGCUUCCAUGACAUCUCGUGGAAGACUGAAGAUGGCAAGAGCAUCCUUCACGGUGUCAGCGGAGUCGUUCAAGCAGGAAAGGUGAUGGCGAUCAUGGGUGCCUCAGGGAGCGGCAAAACAACGCUCCUCCAGAUCCUUGCGGGUCAACGGCAGCAGAGCGAAGGAGCUGUCCGCAUCAAUGGCGAGGACAUGAAUCGAGCCAUGAAGCGAUACCUGGGGAUGGUGCCACAAGAGGAUGUGCUGCUGCCUACAGUGACAGUGGAGGAAGCGAUCUCCUUCUCUGCCGCCAUCCGCAUGCCGUCGAACGUGUCAGAGGAGGAGAGGAAGCAGCUGGUGGAGCAGCAGGUGGCGGACCUGGGCCUUCAGAGCAUCCGAUCGUCGCGCAUCGGGGACCCGAGGAGGAGGAAGGGAAUCAGCGGAGGAGAGAAGAAGAGGGUCAGCAUUGCGAUGGAAAUGGUUCACAGACCGCGAGUGCUGCUGCUGGAUGAGCCGACCUCAGGAUCGUCCAACGUCGCUGUCGCCUUCACCAUCCAUCAGCCUUCCUCCCGCGACUUUCAUCUCUUCGACAAACUUCUUCUCCUCUCAGAGGGCAGGACCGCCUACUACGGCUCUGCUCGCGGGGCUCUCGCUCAUUUCGAAGCUGUUGGUCAUGCAUGUCCUGAGUUCACAAACCCUGCGGAGUUUUUUCUUGACCUUCUCUCUGGCUUCGACGUCGUGUUGGAGGAGGAGCUCGAGCAAGCAGAGGAGCAGAGGAGCCGAGCGCUUCAGAGAGCCUCCAGCAGUGCUGACAAGAGAAAAUUCCUAGCCAACGAGGAGAACUUCGCUACCACCUUCACCGAACAAUUCGUUCUCCUCUUCAGCGAGCUGCGUUUGGAAGGAGUGUGA